AUGUCGACCUCUCCGUUUGCUUCACAUUCUCAAAAUGUCUUCCUCCGAUGCCGUUGUUGCGUAAUCCGCCGUACGGAUUGUUUCUGCCGGAGGAGUAAGGUGGCUGACGAGGUGGCGGUUGAUUUGCACCACCGUUACUUUGACCUUAAAGAUCUGUUUCUUUUAGUUUUUGAUAUACUUUUUUGUUUCUACAUAAAUCAGGAGAAAGAAGCCAAUAAAAAAGCUUUGAGGAAGUAUUUAGAGUUAGUGGAGUUCUUCACCAAAGUUCUGGUUGCUUUGUAUGAGCAGAAUGACAAGCCUUCCUCUGCUUUAGAAUUCAUCCAGCAAAAGCUAGGAGGUCCUUCAGUUUCUGAUUACAAGAAGCUUCAAUCUGAGAAGUCUGACCUUCAAAUAAAGGACAAUGAGGUUUUUGCUAAACAUCAAGGAACGUUGAGAGAGAAUUUCUAUAUGAUUGGUUGGAAUGGUAAUGGAGUAUAUAGAGUACUAAAGAUAGACCAGCUUGAUGCGUCUGAGCUUAACCUCAGUGAGGAUUUCACUGCCUAUACCAAAAAAGAAUGCUACGAGCUGCUUAAACGGAUACACAAAGAAAACAAGGCCACAGGCGGCCUCAAAUUUGUCACUCUCUGUUAUGGCAUCAUUGGAUUCAUUAAGUUUUUGGGACCAUACUACAUGCUGGUUAUCACUUAGAGAAGAGAGAUAGGCCAAAUUUGUGGUCACAGGGUGUAUGAAGUCUCCAAGAGUGAGAUCAUUUCUUUGCGAAAUUCUAGCGUAAUUUGCAACAUUUCAAAUUCAAGAGAUGAGAACAGGUGUUUUUAUAUAUCUUUUACUAUUUUUUUCCCUUUUUUUGUCUGUCCCAAGCUUAUUGUCGAAGAAAGUUUCUGUUUUUCUUUUCUGUUUGGUGAAAAGAGAGUGAGUUACAUGUGUUCAUUUAUUAUACCCUUCCACCUUUUUAUGAACUCAAGUCAUUUAACCCUUGCGUUUCUUUAUCUGGUGUUGAUAAACAGGUACAAGAGGUUCCUGUGUAGCUCCUGUGUAUGGUGGACCUUACAAAAGACUUCUUUUUCAGCUAUUCUUUCAAUAUAAUGUGUAGUUUCCAAAAGAAUAUAUGUGUGUGAUGUGACCAUGAAAGUGGUGGUGCUCUCUAUAAGAAAAUGUUUGCUUGGAACGAGUUCUUGACUCGGGGAAUUCGAAAUCAUCUCCGGAAUACCGUGUGAACUGUAGAGCAUUGAUGUAUGGUUUCUUUAACCAGUUAAGAAUCGUAUGUUUUUUCUACCCCCCACUGCCAAAGAAAAGAAAGUCUUCCCUGAAUCAAAUGCAUAUCCCUUUUCUUUUCUCACAGCAGUAGUUUUGUUAUUUGUAUACCAUUUUCUUCUGGGCUACAAUAUUGCUUCCCUAUAUCAUGUUUUGUCCACUGAAACCUGCAACCCGACCAUUUUCACAAAACAGUGCAGCUGUUUUACAGAUUUUGAGUGUUUUUAACUUGAGGUUUGAUGUUGUUUUGAUGGUAGGAUGAUACAUCCUGGAAAAGGACUUCCUUCAGAGAUACUAAGUGAUAUGUUUGAGACACGAGAUUGAUGGGUCACACCUGAUGGCUUAGGACUUAAGCUUUCACGGAAACUGCUGGAGCAGAUGAAUGGUAGUGUGAGUUUUGUUAGAGAAGACGAACGUUGUUUCUUUCAAGUGGAUCUUCAAGUUAAGACAAGGUUAGGUGUUGAGACCAGAGGAACAGAGGCUGAUUCAAGCAUACAAUAGAGAUUAUGAGUCCCAAAGGCAUAUAGAUAAUAAAAUUUGAUGAAUUGUGCUCCUUUUAUGGUCUGAAUGUGUUGUCAUUCAAAGUUUCCAUUAUUUAUUUAUCAAUAAGAUGUAUCUUAGUCAUUUAUAUAGUAGGAUGAUUAAGUAAACCAAGAAAAAGAAAAAACAAACCAUAACCCAAUUUACAGUACUUUGAGUCACUGACCAUCAUUAUCAAUUUAUCUAUCAUCAUCAUAUCUUCCUAAACUGAAUAUUUACGUUUGAACAAAAGGCAGUAAAGGGUUCGUUUGCAUGUCAGCUUCAAUGUGUGCUUUCACCGGUAAGAGGAUGAGCAACUUGUGAAUGCUCCAUGACCAAACCCGCUUUCCUUCAUCAAAGAACAUGGAACAUGCCCAUUUUAAUUUUAUUUAAAACUAUGGAUUUAAGUUUUACAUAUUUUAACGUUAAGUCCAUUACAGCCAAACAAAAUAUUGAACAUAAACUUUGUUUUUCUUUUUCCAAACAGAGUAGAAUUUUAUUGAUCUUUAAAACACACAAAUUCAUGUGCCUUUUGCUGAAGUCGAUAGUACAAGAAAAGUGAAUUUGACAAUUCUUCACAAAAUGAAAAUUUAUUAUAAACAACUCCAACAAAACAAACAAAUCACUCCACAAUACUUCCUAUUACUUUAUCAAAGUAUUUCAAACACGUCUAAUUGUCAAUGACCCCGCGAAAGUAUUACAAACACGUCUAUUGUCAAUAAAAGCAGCUAAAUUGGAGCUUUUUUAGAGGUGUUAUAUAGGCAAAAAAAUUGAGAACCAACUAAUCUGCCAUGUCAUUCUGGACUGGUUUGAAAGACAAACCUUCGCAGCCCAUUAUUACUAAAUUUCGGAGCCUAUUUACACCAUUCUCAGCAUUUCAUUUUAACAGCUUAUUAUUACUCAGAUACUAAAGGCCCUAACCCAUUAUUACUCAUAUACUAAAGACCCUAAAACAUAAUCCCUAACCCAUUAAUACUAAAAGCCCUAAAACAUAUAAUUCUCUAAAAACUAAAGAUCACUCAUCCUCACCCUAGCCCUAAUCACCGACUCCAUCUCAUCGUGAUUCUCUUCCUCUUCAUCUCAUCUUCAACUUAAAUAUUAUCAUUUUUGAAUGAAAACAUUAUUAUUAUUGAAAUAUUAAUUAUUUAUCCAAAACUCUAAUAAACAAAAUAUACAAGUUGUUAAUGCACUCUAUUGUUUGCAAAGAAGCUUUUCAUAUUAUUUCCCUUUUUCAUUUAAUGCACAAAUACAAGUGUAGAUUUUUCUUUUCUCUAGAAGAUGUUUUUUAAUUUAACAUACAAAUUAUGAACCGUUUGACCAUGUUUAUCAUAAAUUUGGUUUUAUAUAUAUUUUUAGUUUUAAUAUAUUCUUCAUUAUUUACAUCUUAUUAGUUUUAAACCAUACAAAAAAACAUAUAUUAAUUGCAUAUUUUAAAACUUACUUUAUAUUUUAAAACGAUUAAAGUCACAAUGACCAAUUAUUUUCCAGCACCACCAAAAACUCAAAAAACCCUAUACAACCGAAAUUUUAUUUUCAUAUAUUAUUAAAUUUUAUUUGUUUAUAAUAUGUUUUAAAAAGAAACCAAAAAAAAAUUGUGAUAAAGAAGGAAAGUUUUGAUAGAAUAACCAAAAUUUUUCAUUUAAUAGGUAAAAUGAUCCUUAUACCCUAGAUAUAUAAAAUUUAAUGAAAAAUA
Brassica rapa (field mustard) is the source of this 3463-nucleotide messenger RNA. RefSeq lists its product as uncharacterized. The record is from RefSeq and is a predicted model, not a curated record. Gene Ontology annotation, cellular component: nucleus. Lineage: Eukaryota; Viridiplantae; Streptophyta; Magnoliopsida; Brassicales; Brassicaceae. Gene Ontology annotation, biological process: regulation of DNA-templated transcription. Gene Ontology annotation, molecular function: transcription coactivator activity.